AUGCCGCAAGCCAUCAAGUCCCCAGCACCAAAAGUACCAGUUGCAAAGUCACCAGCAACCAAACCGCCUGCAGCAAAAUCUGGACCUAUCAAAAAGAAGAAGAAAGAUGAUCUUGGCGCUGGACUACGAGUCUCAAAGGAUAAUCUCGAAGAGCAUCCAGCGGGACCACCGCGAUAUGGCGAACUAACACAAGCGGAAAGAGCAUUCACAUUGGCAUCAACCUUCCUAUCGGGAGUCUUAGCUAUAAGCGCUUCGCAAUUCCUGGGCGCUCCACUCAAGUUGAUCGACCCUCAAUUCUACGAUGGUUACAUGGCUUAUACUAAAGAAUGCUUCGCCAUCCUAGUGACUUGCCUGACCCAAUGGUGGGCACCAACAGUCGUCCGUGUAAGCGGCGACUCUAGUAUGGUUGGUCAACUCAUCAAGAAGGCAGACGGCAGUCUUGAGUGCAAGUUUGCAGACCGCAUGAUAUUGAUGGCAAAUCACCAACUCUACACUGACUGGUUAUAUCUCUGGUGGAUUGCAUAUACCAACAAGAUGCACGGCUUUAUCUACAUUAUCCUCAAAGAGUCGCUCAAGAAUGUGCCCAUUAUUGGCUGGGGUGCGCAGUUCUACAACUUCAUCUUCUUGUCCAGGAAGUGGGAGGAAGAUCAGCGGACGUUUAAGAGGCAUUUAGAGAAGUUGAAUAAGCCGAACGAUCCCAUGUGGUUGAUUAUUUUCCCUGAAGGAACAAAUCUAUCGGCAAGCACGAGAGCGAAUAGUAAGAAAUGGGCGGAUAAGAAUGGCCUGCAAGACAUGAAGCAUCAACUUCUGCCAAGAAGUACGGGGUUGAAGUUCUGUCUGAAUGAGUUGAAGGAUACGACAGAUUGGCUCUAUGAUUGUACAAUUGCCUAUGAAGGUGUUCCAGAUGGACAGUUCGGUCAAGACAUCUUCACACUUCGCUCGUCAUUCUUCGAAGGCCGCCCGCCAAAGUCGGUCAAUAUGCACUGGCGUCGCUUCCACCUGGAUGAAAUACCGUACGAAAAUACAAAGGCAUUCGAAGUCUGGCUGCGAAAUCGGUGGCGUGAAAAGGACUACAUGCUCGAAUACUUCCACCGCAACAACCGCUUCCCAGCCGAGGAUUUCUGGAAAAACCAUCUCGACAUGAGCAGCCAAAGCUCGCACAACGGCGGCAAAAGUAUACGAAGCGUACCCAAGCCUGCCGUGCAAAUCGAAACUGAAGUCAAAUCUGGAAACUGGAACGAAUUCGUCAAGAUCUUUGCACCCAUCACGAGCGUCAUGAUGGCCCUCACAGUCGCCUAUGGGGCCUCACCGGCAGACCUCCCAAUACCCGGUGGGAAAGAGUUCUUCGAGCAACACAUGAAGGCACUCCUCGGCCAAGAGGGUGACGUAAAAUCCCUACCCAGUCCCGAACAAUUGGAGAAGAUGAUUGAAGGGGCAGCAAAAAUGGGCGCAGCACAAGCCGCAGGCCCACAGGAACUAUCCGGCGUGCAGAAAUUAACACAGGAGAACCUCGCUUUACUCGUCAAGGAAACUGCUAUCAAGCAUGGGGCUGUCAUGCCUGGUGGUCUGCGAAGAGCCAGCACAGCACUCCCACGCGCACCCACAAAGACAGUUGCCACACCCACUACAACCGCACCACGAAAAGCGAAGAGCGCAGUGGAUACACCAAUAACAGGCACUACAAAACACAAUCCCAGCGGCACCGCCGCCCACGCACGCGCAGUUCACAAACCCACCACAUCCACACCCAUAUCAAAACCCAAGCCCCCGGCCCCACCACCACCAACAGGACCCAUGAAAGAAGUAAUGACAGCCUCAGGCAUCAUGAUCAAAGUGCCCUCUUCCUCUGCCCAAUUAGCGAAAAACCCCGGUACUCUAACCUUGGCAAACGGCGUACACAUCAAGAUCGACAAGCAGGAGAUGGAAGAGGCACAGAAGACGAAAAAGAAAGAGGAUAAGGAGAAGAAGGAUCAAGGCAGCACGUACAUGACAUCGAGUGGCGUACCGAUCAAAAUCACGUCGGGAGGAGGCGCGAGUGUACCGGAGAAGCGGGUUGCGCCGGCGAAACCGGGUACCAAGGACAUGACAGUGCCUGUGAGGAAGGGGGCGACGGGGACGCCGAAGAAGAGUGCAACAGGUAUGGCGGGACAGAAGGCUGGUGGUGGAGUGGGGAAGAAGAUUGGGAAUGUUCCGAGGAAGAUUUGA
Molecule: messenger RNA, 2205 nt
Organism: Plenodomus lingam JN3
Lineage: Eukaryota; Fungi; Ascomycota; Dothideomycetes; Pleosporales; Leptosphaeriaceae
Biological process (GO): phosphatidylinositol acyl-chain remodeling
Cellular component (GO): endoplasmic reticulum; endomembrane system
Molecular function (GO): acyltransferase activity
Source: RefSeq, a predicted model, not a curated record